This is a messenger RNA of Parascedosporium putredinis, 507 nucleotides long. The record is from the annotation of a GenBank genome assembly. NCBI's taxonomy places the organism in Eukaryota, Fungi, Ascomycota, Sordariomycetes, Microascales, Microascaceae.
AUGCUUAGGGAAAAAGGUGUAGUAGCCGAUUGUAGGCUCGCCGGCCUCGCCUCGGGUGGGGAGGUCUCUUUGGGGAUUGCCACUCAAACCAGCCCCAAAACCCCUCGAUCGCAGGUCGUGCCUGGCCAGAGCCCCAACUUUGAACGGCGAGAAUCAGUUGCUUUUGCGAGGACCAGGCCAUUUUCCCUUGGCCAUGAUGAGAUCUCGAGCUUCAUACCACCCUUGUGUGAAUGGUCGCAUGUUGAGCUACCUCUGGCCCGCUUCCUCCUUGCGCAUGGCUUUAUUAGAGUCGAAGCUCUGAUCCCCCUUGUCCAGGACCUGCGCCAAGUUGUGCAGCGCCUGUUUCGCCGCCUGUUUUCUGUAGCGCCGUCGUGUGGGGGUCCCUCCUACCUCCACGAAACGGGCUCCCUUGUGAACUGGGCCGGGGAGGCCCUGGUAGACGAAAUAUCAAAGCAGUACGACUUCAUGCAGGAGGUGAGUAUGAGCAUGCCCCCCUCACCUCAAUAG